Trichoderma asperellum CBS 433.97 is the source of this 1335-nucleotide messenger RNA. RefSeq lists its product as uncharacterized. Gene Ontology annotation, cellular component: extracellular region. NCBI's taxonomy places the organism in Eukaryota, Fungi, Ascomycota, Sordariomycetes, Hypocreales, Hypocreaceae. Gene Ontology annotation, biological process: carbohydrate metabolic process. Gene Ontology annotation, molecular function: chitinase activity; cellulose binding. The record is from RefSeq and is a predicted model, not a curated record.
CAGCAUGGUUCACUCAUUGGCUUAUCUAGGAGCCUUGCUGGCCGCUCUGCCAUCGGCACGUGCCGGCUUCAACGCUAGCUCGACGCAAAACAUUGCUGUGUACUGGGGUCAAAACUCGGCAAAUCAAGCAAACUCUCAGCUACGCUUGUCUACCUACUGUGCCAACGCUGAAAUAGAUAUCAUCCCGAUUGGUUUCAUGAAUGGCAUCAGCCCAGUCAUUACGAACUUCGCCAAUGCAGGCAAUAAUUGCACUGCCUUCGCUGAUAAUGCUAACGCGCUUAAUUGCCCCCAGAUAGAGGAGGACAUCAUUACAUGUCAGCAAACAUAUGGCAAGACAAUCCUGAUCUCACUAGGAGGCGGAUCUUAUAGCCAGGGCGGUUUCUCGUCCGCUAGUGCUGCUACAUCUGCGGCCCAGACAGUUUGGAACAUGUUUGGUCCUGUCAAUCCAAACAGCAAUGUAGAUCGCCCAUUUGGCUCCGCAGUGGUUGACGGCGUUGAUUUCGACUUUGAGUCUGGUGUCAAUAACUUGGCCACUUUUGCCACUGAAUUGCGGAGUUUAAUGGACGCCUCUGCAUCAUCUGCGAACAGAAAGUUCUACCUGUCUGCUGCACCACAAUGCGUCUACCCCGAUUACGCUGACAACCCUGCCCUAAAUGGUACGGUAUCCUUCGACUUCAUUAUGAUCCAAUAUUACAACAACGGAUGCGGAGUCAGCAGCUAUGUCCCAGGAGCAACGACCCAGUGGAACUACAACUUUGAUGUCUGGGACAACUGGGCGCAUACUGUUAGCAAGAACCCUAAUGUAAAGAUUCUGCUUGGUAUCGCCGCCAACACUGGUGCUGCCAGUGGAUACGUGUCCGGAACGCAACUUUCUGCGGUCAUCUCAUUCACCAAGCAAUACUCAAGCUUUGCCGGUAUUAUGAUGUGGGAUAUGUCCCAGCUAUAUGAAAAUUCCGGUUUCCUGGACCAGGUUGUCAGUGAUCUCGCCGCAUCUGGCUCAAGCCCUCCAGCUACUACUUCUACUGGCGCAUCCAAGACUACUUCUACUAGUGGCAGUUCCACCAGCCCAACUGGGGGUAGCGGGGGUAGUGUACCGCAAUGGGGUCAAUGUGGAGGUGAAGGGUACACUGGCCCUACUCAAUGCCAGUCGCCUUACAAGUGCGUUGUCAGCAGUGUCUGGUGGUCAUCUUGCCAGUAAUGCUGAGAGUAGCGCUAAAAGGCACUCUGGCACAAGAUGACAGAGACCAUGCGAACAAAAAAGAUUGACUCGCUAAACCAUUGACACAGACGGUCGUUAGUAUAUAUCUUGCACUUCAUGUUUAUACUUGAACGCGU